This is a messenger RNA of Acomys russatus (golden spiny mouse), 1545 nucleotides long. It is a transcript of the gene Hapln3, whose product is annotated as hyaluronan and proteoglycan link protein 3. The transcript has 4 exons. Gene Ontology annotation, molecular function: hyaluronic acid binding. The record is from RefSeq and is a predicted model, not a curated record. Gene Ontology annotation, biological process: cell adhesion. The coding region runs from base 37 to 1101 and encodes 354 amino acids. NCBI's taxonomy places the organism in Eukaryota, Metazoa, Chordata, Mammalia, Rodentia, Muridae.
CCAAAACAUCCUGGCACUGCCACCAUCCUGGCCAGGAUGGGCCUGCUGUUUCUUGUCCUGUUACCACUUUCCUGCGUCUUGGGACUGCCAUUCUACAACGGCUUCUACUAUUCCAAUGGCCUGCAUGGCAAUGGCUAUGGGGAAGGCCUAUUCAAUGGCGUGAAGUUGGUGGUGGAGACCACUGAGGAGUCCCUGUUCAGUCACCGAGGAGCCAGUGUGACCCUGCCUUGCCACUACCACUAUGAGCCAGCCCUGGCAUCCCCGAGGCAUGUGCGUGUUAAGUGGUGGAAGCUGUCAGAGGACGGAGUCCCGGAGCAGGAUGUGCUGGUAGCCAUCGGGCAGAGGCACCGCUCCUUCGGGGACUACCAAGGACGAGUACAACUGCAGCAGGACAGACAGCAGGACGUCUCGCUGGAGCUGAGAGACCUGCGGCUGGAGGACUCCGGGCGCUACCGCUGUGAGGUCAUUGAUGGGCUGGAAGAUGAGAGUGGCCUGGUAGAGCUGGAGCUUCGGGGCGUGGUUUUUCCCUACCAGCCCCCCAAAGGGCGCUACCAGCUCAACUUCCACGAGGCCCAACAGGCCUGCCAGGAGCAGGAUGCCGUGGUGGCCACCUUUGAGCAGCUCUUCCGCGCUUGGGAGGAGGGCCUAGACUGGUGCAAUGCAGGCUGGCUCCAGGAUGCCUCCGUGCAGUACCCUAUAGCGCUGCCCCGGCAGCCCUGUGGAGGCCUGGGUCUGGCACCUGGUGUUCGCAGCUAUGGCCAGCGUCACCACCGCCUGCACCGUUAUGACGUGUUCUGCUUCGCUGCUGCCAUCAAGGGGUGGGUGUACUACCUGGAGCACCCCAAGAAGCUGACGCUGCUGGAGGCCAGGGAGGCCUGCCAGGAAGAUGGCGCACAGAUCUCAACGGUGGGCCAGCUCUUUGCUGCUUGGAAGUUCCGCGGCCUGGAUCGUUGUGAUGCUGGCUGGCUGGCAGAUGGAAGUGCCCGCUACCCCAUAGUUCAGCCACGACUCAACUGUGGGCCCCCUGAGCCUGGAGUACGGACCUUUGGCUUCCCAGACCCACACACCCGCUAUGGUGUCUACUGUUACCGCCGGCGCUAGGAGGGUGGCCAGCUGCACAUCUGUCCUGCCCCGUGACUUCCUGGGCCAAGUGUUUAGUAAGCAGACUGUUGUCCCUUGUGGGUUCGAACGUUGCUUGUAUUGUUUUUAUACUUCCCAAUUUAUACAUUUUUAAAGGUAUUAUUAUUAUUAUUGUUAUUAUUUUACGGACCCAACUCCCAACUCUCUUGGUAUUCCUCUCUGGGGCAUUGAGGUCCGUUUGCUUUUAAAAGGCCCUGCCACAUUUUGGUACAGCUGGCAUCCCUAACCUGAAGGAACUAGUGCCCAGCACGGGCAGUGGCUGCAGCUAGCUAGCUCCCUUUCCUCAGCUUACAGGAGGCAGAAGGCUGAGUGCUGACUCUUUUUAAAUGUCUGUACAGGGUCCUUAGGCUUGUGGGUGAGGACAUACGAAAGGAAGAAUGACCUUUUUCCUGCUUCCACAGAGGA